AAAGUUGCCGUUUCGCGCCAAAACGAGGAUGAAAACAAAAUGGCGGAAAAUGUUAACUCCCCUGUGCCAUUUUCGCCCGGAAAAGCCUUGAUAACAGGUCUCGUCGGCAGUACACAGCAAGAUGAAAAGGAUAUUGAGGAUUUUACAUGCCCUAUAUGUCUCCAACUUUUAGUUGAACCCGUCGUUUUACCGUGUGAACAUGAGUUUUGCAAAAUGUGUUUCACUCAAAAUGUUCAAGAAGCAAAUCUCCAAUGUCCAAUGUGUCGAAUAAGAAUUUCAAGUUGGGCCCGCAGAAAUGCCAGAAAUGGAACAUUGGUAGACCGAAAACGAUGGGAUAGAAUAAAGAAACUGUUUCCGAAACGAUGUGAGAAGAGAAUCAGAGGAGAGGAGGACUUUGAAGAUGAUCAUCCAAGACUCAAGAGAGUGCUCUCUGAAAAUGGUGCAAUACGCAGUGAAUAUGAGGAGGAGAUGAAAAAGCUGCGGCUGGCUCAAGAAGCAGAACAAAGAGCAAGUGAAGAGCUUAUCCAGAGACUAAUGAAAGAGAGUGAAAGUGAUGCACUGGAAAGAGAACAACAAAGACUUAGGGAUGAAGAGAUUGCAAGGCAAUUGCAAAACAAGGUUACCCCAGCAGCACCAACCACUGUGGAUCAGGACUCAACCUCUCCAAGCUCUACUGUAAAACAAGCUCAAAAAACAACAAAGAAACAAUUACCUACUUUAAUGAAAUGGUUCAGUCCGAAAUCUAAGGACGAAACACCCACUCAGCACAACCAAAGGUGUGAAAGCAACUCUGACGGUUACUCUAGUGCCGAAACUCUUUCCCAAGAUAACCUUGCUGCCUUGUCUGAGGUUGAUCCUGUGUAUGCAGAGUUGCUGAAACAAAAACAGCUACAAGAGGAGGAAGAUUUUAAGCUUGCACUAAGACUGCAGAAAGAAUUGAACGCUGAGGCUCGGGAGGAGCAAAGAUUGGAACGCUGCAAAGGGACAGUAGAUGGCUACUUGUUACGUAAGCAUGUAACAUCUACUAGGACUACAAGAAAGGAUGACUGUCAUGAAAAAUAAGGGAGUUUUUUUUGAAUAAGUACAGUUUGGUAAAAAAAUUUUAACAUUUCUACUUCUUGAAAUCUUUUUUACAUUUUUAUAAAAAAAGUAUGGAGUAUUAUAAAGAUAUAUUUUUUUGUAGGCUGGGAAGCUUGACACGUUUUAUGUGAGGCUUUAUUUUAAUUGCUCAACCCUUGAAUUUUUCAAUUUGUGAUAUAUUCUCGGAUCCGUUUCAACCAAACAACUUAAAUCCCAAAUCUUAAUUGUAAAUCUAACAUAUAGCCAAAUUUGUUGUUGCAGUUUCAAUGCUUUGGUGCAUUUUCGGAUCUGUCAAACAUGGAAGGAGGCAGGUGUAAAUAAGCUUGCCUCUUUCAAGUUCAGUUAAAAACAUGACUCUAGCUUUUCCCAAACAAUUGCAUUGGCAAGUGGUUUUUAUGCUAGAAUAUGAUUAUUGAUGGAUAAGAAAAUGCAGCAAUUUUUUUCGAGUUUUGAAAAUGGAGGGUGUGAUACAACGAAUUUGGUUAAAAAAGCUGAGGAUUUUAAUAUUUGAGAUGUAAACUAUAUUAGCAGGGGAAAACUCUUUUUAUAUUUCAUCAAAUGAGACAUUCCUAUUGGGUUAGUUGUUUGUUUAUUGGCAAGACCUUAACAUCAGGCAACAUUACAGUAACUCCCAAUCAUGCCCCAAUAAGAGCAAGGGGAAGGCAAUUAUUAUUUUUAGUUCUAGUAAUAGCCCAGGUUUGGUAUGCUGUAAAAGAACUGGUCCAGAGCAUAGAGGUUUAGUCUCCUACACAUUGGGCUCAAGCAAUAGUGUGAUUUAGGUCAGAAAAACUGUAUAGGAGGUUUUAGUAUUGAAUGCCUCUUGCACUACUUCAAUCCACUUUA
Molecule: messenger RNA, 1923 nt
Organism: Nematostella vectensis (starlet sea anemone)
Lineage: Eukaryota; Metazoa; Cnidaria; Anthozoa; Actiniaria; Edwardsiidae
Product: E3 ubiquitin-protein ligase rnf168
Exons: 4
Coding region: 40-1062 (340 amino acids)
Biological process (GO): double-strand break repair
Cellular component (GO): nucleus; site of double-strand break
Molecular function (GO): ubiquitin-protein transferase activity; nucleosome binding; metal ion binding
Source: RefSeq, a predicted model, not a curated record